Molecule: messenger RNA, 2130 nt
Organism: Sciurus carolinensis (gray squirrel)
Lineage: Eukaryota; Metazoa; Chordata; Mammalia; Rodentia; Sciuridae
Gene: Cnga3
Product: cyclic nucleotide gated channel subunit alpha 3
Exons: 7
Coding region: 1-2130 (709 amino acids)
Biological process (GO): monoatomic cation transmembrane transport
Cellular component (GO): intracellular cyclic nucleotide activated cation channel complex; plasma membrane
Molecular function (GO): protein-containing complex binding; cGMP binding; intracellularly cAMP-activated cation channel activity
Source: RefSeq, a predicted model, not a curated record
AUGGCCAAGGUCAGCACCCAAUACUCCAGCCCCUCCCUGACCCACCUCACAGCAAAGACGGUGGACAGAGACCUUGAUCGUGCUGAGAAUGGCCUCAGCAGGGGCCACUUGCCAUGUGAGGAGUCACCCACAGCUCAGCAGCAAGGGAUCGUCAUGGAGACCAGAGGACCGGCUGGACCCAGGCAAAGCUCCUUCACUGGCCAAGGGCCUGCCAGGUUGUCACGCCUCAUCAUCUCACUGCGCACGUGGGCCGCCAGGCACUCACGCCGCAAGGAUCCGAGACCAGACUCUCUGCUGGACCAUUUCCGUGGAGCUGAGCUCAAGGAGGUGUCCAGUCAAGAAAGCAGUACUCAGUCACAUGUGGGCAGUCAGGAGCCACCAGACAGAGGGAGAAGCGCCUGGCCUCUGGCUAGAAGCAACACCAAUGCCUCUAACAAUUCAAAGGAGGCUUCUAACAACUCAAAGGAGGCUUCUAACAACCCAAAGGAGGCCCCCAAGAACCCAAAGGAGGAAAAGAAGGAAGCGUUCGUGGUGGACCCCUCCAGCAACCUCUACUACCGCUGGCUGACUGCCAUCGCCAUGCCCGUCUUCUACAACUGGUGUCUGCUCGUGUGCAGGGCCUGUUUCGAUGAGCUUCAGUCUGAUCACCUGAUGCUGUGGUUGGUCCUGGACUACUCAUCAGAUGUCAUUUAUGGCUUGGACAUACUGGUGCGCACUCGGACAGGUUUCCUUGAGCAAGGCUUGAUGGUCAAGGACACUAAGAGGCUCUGGAAACAUUAUACCAAGUCCACGCAAUUCAAGCUGGAUGUAUUGUCUCUGGUCCCCACAGACCUGGCUUAUAUAAAGUGGGGUGUGAACUACCCGGAACUGAGGUUCAACCGCCUACUGAGACUGUCCCGACUCUUCGAGUUCUUUGACCGCACAGAGACAAGGACCAACUACCCCAAUGUGUUCAGGAUUGGGAACUUGGUCCUGUACAUCCUCAUCAUCAUCCACUGGAAUGCCUGCAUCUACUUUGCCAUCUCCAAGUUCAUCGGUUUCGGGACAGACUCCUGGGUCUACCCAAAUAUCUCCAAGCCAGAGUAUGCACGCCUCUCCAGGAAGUACAUUUACAGUCUCUACUGGUCCACCUUGACCCUGACCACCAUCGGUGAGACGCCACCCCCUGUGAAAGAUGAGGAGUAUCUCUUUGUGGUCAUAGACUUCUUGGUGGGCGUUCUGAUUUUUGCCACCAUUGUGGGCAACGUGGGCUCCAUGAUCUCGAACAUGAACGCUUCGAGGGCAGAGUUCCAGGCGAAGAUCGACUCCAUCAAGCAGUACAUGCAGUUCCGCAAGGUGACCAAGGACUUGGAGACGCGGGUGAUCCGCUGGUUUGACUACCUGUGGGCCAAUAGGAAGACAGUGGAUGAAAAGGAGGUGCUUAAAAACCUUCCAGACAAGCUGAAAGCCGAGAUCGCCAUCAAUGUGCACCUGGACACCCUAAGGAAGGUCCGCAUCUUCCAGGACUGCGAGGCGGGGCUGCUGGUGGAGCUGGUGCUGAAGCUGCGACCGACUGUGUUCAGCCCUGGGGAUUAUAUCUGCAAGAAGGGGGACAUUGGGAAGGAGAUGUACAUCAUCAAGGAGGGCAAGCUGGCCGUGGUGGCCGAUGACGGGAUCACCCAGUUUGUGGUCCUCAGCGACGGCAGUUACUUUGGGGAGAUCAGCAUCUUAAACAUCAAGGGAAGCAAGUCGGGGAACCGGAGGACAGCCAACAUCAGGAGCAUCGGUUACUCGGACUUGUUCUGCCUAUCCAAGGAUGAUCUGAUGGAGGCCCUCACGGAAUACCCCGAGGCCAAGAAGGCCCUGGAGGAGAAGGGACGGCAGAUCCUGAUGAAGGACAACCUGAUCGAUGAGGACGUGGCCAAGGCUGGGGCAGACCCCAAGGACAUCGAAGAGAAGGUGGAGCACCUGGAGUCUUCCCUGGACGCACUGCAGACCAGGUUUGCUCGGCUCCUGGCCGAGUACAACGCUGCACAGAUGAAGGUGAAGCAGCGGCUCAGCCAGCUGGAGAGCCAGGUGAAGAGCAGCGGGGGCGACCUCCCGUCUGAUGGGGAGACGCCCGAUGAGGCUGCAAAGACAGAGGCCAAAUAG